GUGAGAUGGGAGCGGGAUGAUACAAAUGCCGAACUAGAUACAGCGCACUUUCAGAGCAUGCUGAAGAACCUCGAUACUGAUCCAGCUGAGGUUUUGGUUCUUGGUUCUGACGAUAAAUACCCUGCAUACACCGUGAAAAGGACCUGGCUCAAUUUUACAGCGAAAGCGAGACUCAACACCGAACGCGACUUGAUAAUCUUCCAUUAUGCAGGCUACGGAACAACCAAGAAUGGGUCUUUCCACAUUGCGGAUACCACGAGCGAAUCAAAUACAGUUAACUUCCAAAGUGAUAUCCUUGAAGAGCUCAAGGACCCGACCAAAUUCUCAGAUUAUUGUAAUACUGAUAUCCUGUUCAUCCUUGAUUGCUGCUAUUCUCAUUACACAACCCGAGCAUUAAAGACUACUCGCAAUGUUAUUGAGAUUCUUGCAGCAACAAGCUCCCAGACAGUCACAGCAAGAUCCGCACCAAAUAACACCUUCACUGCAAAACUGGCUAACGAAAUCGCUCGAAGGAAGAGUGCGAAUCAUGAGAGUAUGGAAUUUGCCAGCGUGUUUGAAAGCCUUCUCACCCGAUCAGGGACUACCCGAUUAGGGACUAUAGAGAGACCCACGCAUGACUUGCUCGUUGGUGCAGCUUCAGUCAAUAUACCACUCAACGGACAUAGAAUGGUGGUAGACCCGCGAACUAUUCCCGCGGAUUUCUCGGCGCUUUUCGCUGUUAAUAUCUCAGGGCAUGUCACGCAUCAAGAGCUAAAAGAGCUCACCACAUGGAUGCGGAGCCUGCCACCGUUUGCGGGAUUGAAGAUAGAG
Aspergillus vadensis CBS 113365 is the source of this 810-nucleotide messenger RNA. RefSeq lists its product as uncharacterized. The annotation marks the transcript as partial. Gene Ontology annotation, biological process: proteolysis. The record is from RefSeq and is a predicted model, not a curated record. NCBI's taxonomy places the organism in Eukaryota, Fungi, Ascomycota, Eurotiomycetes, Eurotiales, Aspergillaceae. Gene Ontology annotation, molecular function: cysteine-type endopeptidase activity. The transcript has a single exon.